Pygocentrus nattereri (red-bellied piranha) is the source of this 750-nucleotide messenger RNA. RefSeq names its product myosin, light chain 2a, regulatory, cardiac, slow (gene myl2a). The record is from RefSeq and is a predicted model, not a curated record. The transcript is spliced from 7 exons. Lineage: Eukaryota; Metazoa; Chordata; Actinopteri; Characiformes; Serrasalmidae. The coding region runs from base 47 to 556 and encodes 169 amino acids. Gene Ontology annotation, biological process: cardiac muscle contraction; heart development; muscle cell fate specification. Gene Ontology annotation, cellular component: cytoplasm; myofibril. Gene Ontology annotation, molecular function: calcium ion binding.
UUUGGGAAUCCCUCAUUGUUCUACCAGCCUCCGCCCAGCUACAGUCAUGGCACCGAAAAAGGCAAAGAAGCGAGCAGCAGAGGGUGCCAACUCCAACGUCUUCUCCAUGUUUGAACAAGCACAGAUUCAGGAAUUCAAAGAGGCUUUCACCAUCAUGGACCAGAACAGAGAUGGCUUCAUUGACAAAAAUGACCUGAGGGACACCUUUGCAGCUCUAGGGCGCCUCAAUGUAAAGCAGGAGGAGAUUGAUGACAUGCUGAAAGAAGCCUCUGGACCCAUCAACUUCACUGUGUUCCUCACCAUGUUUGGAGAGAAGCUUAAGGGAGCUGAUCCAGAGGAGACCAUCCUCAACGCUUUCAAAGUCUUCGACCCCGAGGGAAAAGGUGUCCUGCGGAAGGAGUAUAUAACUGAGAUGCUGACAACACAGGCUGACAGGUUCUCGAAAGAAGAGAUAGAGCAGAUGUUCACCGCCUUCCCCCCAGAUGUUUCAGGCAACCUCGACUACAAGAACCUGGUCCACAUCAUCACCCAUGGAGAGGAAAAGGACCAGGAAUAAAGCUUCGGCCUUUUGUGUUCUGCCGCUGACCGCUGCCCCCUCACCAACGGCUGAUUCUGCUAAUGGCUGUGAAGUUUUCUUCAGCUCAUCCAGAAUAGAGGAUAAGAGGCAAAAAGUACCUGCAAAAUGUUUUGCUGUUUUUAUGUAUAAUCAUGAUUCAUUGCUUGUAAAAUAAACAGCUUUUGCACAUUUGG